AAAACGAAGACUGACUUGGGCGCGUACUUGUAAGUUGUAAGCCCUAAAGAGUAGAGAGAGACAGAAGACAAGGAAAGCGUUACCGUCCCAGGGAAAAUGUUUUUCUCGCACUUCCCUUCCGUUCCCCUCCAAACUAGCAUUGAAUAAGACGCGAUUUUUAGGCCGUCACUCUUAACUCACACACACAAACGCGAGAGUUCUCCCCAUUUGAGAGAUGAAGUCUGAGAAUAAGAGACUGUAGAAAAGAGAAACAAAAGAACAGCGCACACAGUCACAGAGAGAGAGAGUGAGUGGAAGAUGCAUAGUUUGAAAGCUUUGGUGGCAUUGACGAGGAGGAGUUCGUUUCAGAGAGUCGGCCCUCUUUAUCUCUCAGAGCAUAGAGGCUUUUCUGCUCUACCAAGCUACGAGCAAAACGAUGAUCUCCAAGACCAGGUUUUAGUUGAAGGAAGAGCCAAGUCAAGAGCUGCCAUUCUCAACAGACCUUCUGCUCUGAAUGCUCUCACCAAUUCAAUGGCCGCUCGGCUUAAGAGAUUGUAUGAAUCAUGGGAAGAAAACCCGGAUAUCGGCUUUGUCUUGAUGAAGGGUAGCGGCAGGGCGUUCUGUUCCGGGGCAGAUGUUGGUAACCUCUAUCAUUUAAUCAGUGAAGGGAAUGUUGAGGAGUGUAAAAAGUUUUUUGAGACAUUAUAUAAGUUGGUAUAUCUUCAAGCAACAUAUUUGAAGCCACAAGUGGCUAUCUUGGAUGGUAUCACUAUGGGAGGUGGUGCUGGAAUUUCACUUCCAGGAAUGUUCCGUUUGGUAACUGAUAAGACUGUUUUCUCUAAUCCAGAGACUCAAUUGGGUUUCCAUCCUGAUGCAGGGGCUUCCUUUUAUCUUUCUCGUCUACCUGGCUAUUUGGGGGAAUACUUAGCACUUACAGGAGACAAGCUUAACGGUGUAGAAAUGAUUGCAUGUGGCCUUGCUACACACUAUUCACUACAUGCGAGACUUUCUUGGAUUGAGGAACGCCUUGGUAAAUUGAUGACCGAUGAUCCUUCUGUUAUAGAAACAUCCCUUGCACAAUAUGGUGACCUUGUCUAUCCCGAAAGGACAAGCAUUCUUCACAAGAUUGACACCAUUGAUGGAUGUUUCAGCCAUGAUACAGUUGAGGAAAUUAUUGAUGCAUUGGAAAAGGAGGCAGCUGAGUCUUAUGAUGAAUGGUGUAAAAUGACCCUAAAAAAACUAAGAGAAGCCUCCCCGUUAAGCUUAAAAAUUACUUUACAAUCUAUACGCGAAGGUAGAUUUCAAUCUCUUCCUCAAUGUCUUGCUCGUGAGUACCGGAUAUCCCUUAACGGAGUUUCUAAACGGGUUUCACAUGACUUUUGUGAGGGUGUUCGGUCACGAUUGAUAGACAAGGAUUUUGCCCCAAAGUGGGACCCAAGCUUAGCGGAAGUGUCAAAAGACAUGGUUGACUGCUACUUCUCUCAGCUUAAUGAGUUUGAGCCUGAGCUGGAGCUGCCAACGGCACUGCGAGAACCUUUUAUGUGAGAUGUUUUUAAUAAGUUUUUACGUGAGAUAUUGAAUUUGUAACAUGAUUGUCUGCCUUGUUGCUUAAUUUCGAAAUAAUUUAACCAUCUCAUGGUUUUCGUAGAAAUAAUGUUUCAAAUCAUUGUUGCAA
Juglans microcarpa x Juglans regia is the source of this 1654-nucleotide messenger RNA. Its product is annotated as 3-hydroxyisobutyryl-CoA hydrolase-like protein 2, mitochondrial. Gene Ontology annotation, molecular function: 3-hydroxyisobutyryl-CoA hydrolase activity. The record is from RefSeq and is a predicted model, not a curated record. Gene Ontology annotation, biological process: L-valine catabolic process. NCBI's taxonomy places the organism in Eukaryota, Viridiplantae, Streptophyta, Magnoliopsida, Fagales, Juglandaceae.